AUGUGUGGAGCUAAAGUGUCAAUUGUGAAAAGGUUUUUAAUUCUGACGAUAUUCUGUGCUGUCUUAUUUGAUGUGUGUUUUUGUUUGCAAUGCCAAGAUGAUGAUGAAGACUGCCGGGAACAAUUCAUGCAUCCCGAUAUGUCAGAUCACAAACUUAAUCGACGCUCGGUAGACAAUGAAGUAUUAUCAGAGUAUUGGCUGGACAAGGGUGAACGUUUUGUGGCCUAUAAAGAUGCCACCGCUGAGAAGCCUGUGAGAAACAAGGCUAAAAAUAUUAUAUUCUUUUUGGGUGAUGGCAUGUCAUUGACCACUUUAGCCGCCACUAGGGUAUACCUGGGGGGUGAGGAGCAGAGUUUGUCAUUUGAGACGUUUGCGGAUACAGGUUUGGCUAAAACCUAUGCUCUAGAUCGGUUAGUGCCCGACUCCGCCUGCACUGCUACGGCUUUCUUGUGUGGUGUCAAAGCCAACUAUGGUACCAUAGGUGUUUCGGGCCAUGUUAUGCGUGGAGAUUGUGAGGCUUCUAAUAACACAAACUAUCAUGUUGAGUCCAUAGCCAAAUGGGCUUUGGAUGCUAAACGUUCGGUUGGUUUUGUUACCACCUCCCGAGUUACAGAUGCCACACCAGCUGGCCUUUAUGCCCAUACAGCUGAACGUGAUUGGGAAAACGACAAGCAAGUAAAUAAGGAUUGUGGCGAUAAUUCAGCAGUAAGUGAUAUAGCUUUACAACUUAUGCAAGGAGAGGUGGGCAAACGUUUUAAGGUCAUUAUGGGCGGUGGAAAAUCGCAAUUUAUCGAUGAGGAUUUAUAUGACGAAGGCAAACGCACAGAUGGCCGUAAUUUAGUGCAAGAUUUCCUCAACAGUAAUACCAAUAAUGUGUUUGUGGAAACCAGAGAAGACAUGUUGGCUGUCAACGAUUUCUCCACAAAACGUUUGUUGGGCUUGUUUAAUGAUGGCCACAUGAAAUACCAUUUAAAGGCUUUAGACUCUAAGAAAAAUAAACAACCUACAUUGACUGAAAUGACUGAAAAGGCUAUACAAUUGUUGAGUUCUAAUAAUGACAAUGGUUAUUUCCUGUUUGUGGAAGCUGGUCGCAUUGAUACAGCUCAUCAUAAUAAUAAAGCCAAAUUGGCUCUAGAUGAGACGGCGCAAUUGUCAGAGGCUGUGGAAUUGGCUAGAAGUUUAACUAAUAUGGAAGAUACUUUGAUUGUGGUAUCCUCGGAUCAUUCACAUACAAUGUCAGUUUCGGGUUAUUCACAACGUGGUAAUGACAUUUUCAAAUUAGCCUCCAUUGGAGAAGAUGAAUUACCCUACAUGACCUUGAGUUAUGCCAAUGGUCCCGGCUUCAAACAAUUCUACAAUACUAAAAAACAUUAUCGUGAAGAUCCCCGAGAUAUUUUACAGGCUCUCAAAGAGGAAGAUUAUGAUUUACAAUUCCCAGCCACCGCACCCAUGGACUCGGAAACUCAUGGUGGUGAAGAUGUGCCUGUGUAUGCCUCGGGUCCAUGGUCUGAUAUUUUCAGUGGUGCUUAUGAGCAAAGUACCUUGCCCUAUUUAAUGGCAUUUGCGGGCUGUUUUGGUCCAGGAGAGAAGGCCUGCUAAAGGGGGGAAAUAUUUAUAGUGGUUGUGCACUAGUAAGAUUAAUUGUCAAUAAUGUGAUAUUUUUAUUAAAUUUCCAUAAUAUUUAUAAAGAAAAAUGUAAAAUAUAUUCAAUAUAAUACCAAA
Molecule: messenger RNA, 1722 nt
Organism: Calliphora vicina (urban bluebottle blowfly)
Lineage: Eukaryota; Metazoa; Arthropoda; Insecta; Diptera; Calliphoridae
Product: membrane-bound alkaline phosphatase-like
Exons: 2
Coding region: 1-1599 (532 amino acids)
Biological process (GO): dephosphorylation
Molecular function (GO): alkaline phosphatase activity
Source: RefSeq, a predicted model, not a curated record